ACUCUCCUCAUGCCCUACCUCCAUUCACAGAACCAGAGCUCCGAAACCCAGAAUCUCACCACUCUCAAACCCACACUCUUCCACCAAAACAACACCGACCCAUCACCGGAAAAAUGCUGCGCCUCGCAAAGCUGAAGCCUUUUUUACAUUCAACGCAGUCACCAUGUUCUGGGCAGCAACUCAUCCAACGGUGCUCGGUGAGCGGCACGGCGAAAGGGAAGGCCAAGAUCAAAGCAGGAGCGCUGAAACGAUCCCGCAUCACCACGAAGAAAGGAUCCGAACCCUCUUCCGGACCUCCGGUCGGGUCCCGCGAGAGGCAAGAGCGUGAGCUUCUCUAUGAGAGAUGUCUUAAUGCACCAACCCCGGUUCGGUAUCUCACGCCGAAGCAGAAGAAGAGAGAAGCGGAGAGGGAGAAAAUGGGGCUCAUUAGUAAGGAGAGGCAGCGGGAACUUGAUAUGAUGAAGAAGAAGGUCUUCAACAAGUAUAAGGUUCCGGAGAAACCGACGAUUAUUGGGACACCUGGGUUGGACUAUGUGACGUUGGGGUUGGUGGAUGUGGAGAAGUUGCCCAAGUACGAGUUGACGGUGGAGGAUGGGAGGAGGUUGGCGAAGGAGUAUAGCAGGGUGCUGAUGAGGAAGACCAGGGCUAGACAGGCUGCAGAAACGAACCUUUUGAGGAUGAAGAAGGAGGCGAUUGAGGCCUUGCCUCCACAUUUGAAGGAGGCUGCUUUGGUCCCUGACUUGGCUCCGUUUCCUGCCAACCGUUUUAUGGCCACUCUCACGCCUCCCAUUCCGGGUUACAUUGACAAGAUCAGGGAAGCAGCUAACAAGAUCAGUGGAAGGGAGAAGAUUAGAUAGAAUGAUCACAGGUUCACAUUCAAGUGGGCAGUGGACGGAGAGCUAUGAUGGACCUUGGGUUUCUUUGGCAGUGUCUGUUAUGUGGACCUUCCAGAGCAGUAAAAAUUGUUCUGCAGAAUCAUAAUUUAGAGGAAUAGGUUCUUGAAUGUCAAUUUUUCUGUGUUCCUUUUGAUAGUAAUGAUGUGAAAUUGUGAAUGGCUAAUAAAUUUGCAUGCCUUAAUCUUUGAUGGCCAUUAUUUUGUAUGAUUCUGAAGUGCUUCAUCAAUUUUAAUGCUUGUAUCUCAAGUCUUUGAUAUUUACAAAAUUUGUAUUUGGCCUGGCUA
Molecule: messenger RNA, 1180 nt
Organism: Lotus japonicus
Lineage: Eukaryota; Viridiplantae; Streptophyta; Magnoliopsida; Fabales; Fabaceae
Exons: 3
Coding region: 114-857 (247 amino acids)
Cellular component (GO): mitochondrial large ribosomal subunit; mitochondrial ribosome
Source: RefSeq, a predicted model, not a curated record